Messenger RNA from Caenorhabditis angaria, 336 nucleotides. Lineage: Eukaryota; Metazoa; Nematoda; Chromadorea; Rhabditida; Rhabditidae. The record is from the annotation of a GenBank genome assembly.
AUGGCGAAUGGUUAGUUUUGUUCUGCUACAGAAAUUGAGAAACAAGUUCUUUUUUAUAGAAGUACAUCAGAAAUAUGACAUAUUAUGCCACUUGAAUGAGAUUCCGCUUCUUGGACGAGAAUGUGUUCCCAGUAAGUUUCUUUUUUUUUUAUUUUUUUAAAUAUUCAUAUCACAAUCCUUUCAGAAUUUUGGAAAAUAAUCGAAGCCGAACCUGCAAAAGACUCACCAGCAUGUGAAAUUCCCCCAUCAACGCCUAAAAAAACCAAAGAAAAUCAUAAAAGACAAUGUGAUUUUAUAGAUAAUUCUAGUCCCACUCCAAAACAAAUCCGAUUUUAA